This is a messenger RNA of Trichomonas vaginalis G3, 1809 nucleotides long. RefSeq lists its product as uncharacterized. The coding region runs from base 1 to 1809 and encodes 602 amino acids. The transcript has a single exon. Lineage: Eukaryota; Parabasalia; Trichomonadida; Trichomonadidae. The record is from RefSeq and is a predicted model, not a curated record.
AUGUUCAUAGUUGAUCAUGCUAUUGAUCAAUCUCUAGACACUGUCACGAGCAUCAUUGAAGAAUCAACAUAUUCAACAUACGAUCGUGAGUCCGCGGUUAAAACUAAACAGCUAGAGAUCGAACAAUUGUCUAAAGAUGUAAACGUUAAGAUCGCGAAAUUGUCUGAUAACAAUUACAAACUUCAAGAAUUGAAGAAUAGUAUCGAAAGCGCCAAGUUAAACUUUAUUCACGAAAAUUCUCAAAUCAAUCAAAAACUUGAUCAUGAAAUAGAAAUCGAAUUAAUGCGGUUAAACCAAGUGAAUAGUUCACUUAUGACUUCAAAAACAAAAGUAGACUCGAUAAAUCGAUCUUGCAAUGAUUUGCAAAACAAUAUUUUUACUAUCGAAAGAAACAUGAACCAAUUCGAAUCAAAAGCAUCUAACAUACAAAACACACUAUUUACAUUAUCAAGAGCAUCAUAUAAUUCCGACGAUAUCUUAAUAAAUAAUGAAAUUCAAACAAUAAAUCAACAAAAAUCACAAAUUGAAUUACAAAUUCAACAAUCACAAGGAAAUAUACAAAAUUAUAUGUCAAAUAUUCAACAUGCAAGAAAUGAAUCAUCGGCAUUUAAGAAUAAACAAAUAAUUUUAAGUAAUCAAAUUCAAACUAUCCAGUCAUCGCUACGUCAAUUGAGAAAUGAAACACUAAAUCACCAAGCUACAUUGUAUAAUCGCUCGCAAAAUCAACAAAGAUCUUCAAUUUUACUUGAGGCGCAAAAAAGUAAUCAUAACUCGAAUUUAUCAAACAUGAAUUUUAGACUCUCAUCAUUAGAUACCGAUUUGCACAAUAUAAGUUUGAAAAAGAAGUCAAUAAUUGAGAACACAAAACAAAAUCAAAAUUCUAUUGCUCAAAUUCAGAAAUCAACGCAAGAUCUGAAUACAUCAACUUCACAACUUGCUCAACAAAACAUAGAAAGAGAACAUAAAGCAGCAGAAGUACUUUCAAAGAUAAAAAACAAAAAAUUAAUUACUGAAUCUAAAAUUGAAAGCACAAAGGCAUUAAUUCAAAGCCUUAAUCUCAAAGCUGAUGAUCUUAAAAAUCAUAUCCGUAUUAUUGAGUCUAAGAAAUUAAGACAAACAGAUCUUGAAAAAGAUAUCGAAGAUUUGGCAAAAGCUGUUGACAAAGAUUUCUUUUCAAUGAAUUUCCAGACAUCUCAGUAUGAAAAUGUUAAAGAAUAUAUGGUCAAAGAAUUCGAAAAAAUUCAAUCUCAAAUUCAAAGCGCGAAUUCAUCCAUGGAUUCAUCAGAUAACAUACAAUAUAGUAUUAUUGACUUAUCACAAGCAACUCCAGAAGGUCAUACUGAACGUCUUUCAACUCUUCAUGUUCUAGUUAAAGAAGUUUUGGCCAAAAAUAAAGAAAUGAGAAAGCAAGUACAUAUUUUAGAAAGAAGAAUCGCUGAUAUGCAAGGUAGGAGACAAGUUAUCUACUCAAGAAGUGAUGAUGUAAGCGUUACAAACGAAUUAUUUAAAUACGUUGCAAUUCUUAGAGGAGACAUCGAAUCAAAGAAAGCAGAAAUAUGCCAGAAACAAGCAAGAAUUAUUAGAAAGAAGAGAAUGAUAGCAGCUAAGAAAAGAAGAAUCAAUUGCUACAGUAAUGUAACUCAAUAUGACUCAAGCAUUGCUGUACUUUUCAACAAUGAGCUAAUGAAAUGGCUUAGUGUUGAUGAUAGCAUGAAAACUAAUUUAAUUUGCAAAUGGUCAGACAAAUUAAGAAAUCUCAUUCAUAAUCUUGAAAAUGACAAUCUUUCUUCUGUUUUUUAUCUCAAUUAA